This is a messenger RNA of Nannochloropsis gaditana CCMP526, 183 nucleotides long. RefSeq lists its product as uncharacterized. The record is from RefSeq and is a predicted model, not a curated record. The annotation marks the transcript as partial. The transcript has 2 exons.
CAGACCAAGGCAGAGCUUUUGAUGUACGCACAAGAUCAAGAUUUGCGCGUUAUUUCCGCCCUGGGAGCUGGCCUGAAAGCCGACCCCACUCGUCUCUGCAUCGGGGAGCUUGACAACACCAAAAACGAGCCUCUGGCCAUCAAGCUCAGAUACCUCCUUCGGAAGCAGGGCCGUGCCUGCACA